ACACAAACUAUUCACAUCACAUCUAUCAAUCUUUCACCGGUUCCAGACACAUCCAUAAAAAUUGAGCAUACCCACGUUUGUAACAUGUGUAUUAGAGUAUCUCCAUUUGUCUAUAUACUUAAAGGAAUGCUUUCGUGUUGCAUUUCGUGAGACUCAUGAGAAGCAUAAAAGAAAGGGUGAGAGAGAGAGAAAGAGAGGGAGAAGUUAUGGCACAUUUUUUCAUUGGUCUUCUUGUGGUUAUUUUGUCGAUUGGAAAUGUUAUUGAAGAAGCAAAUGGUGAAAUAUCUCAAACAGUUUUGAGCCAAAUAGAGAGGAUGAAUAAGAGAGGUCCUUAUUUAGGGAUUUUAGCUCCAAACAACUUUGAGCUUAAUCCUCUUCUCGCUUCGAAAGCUUAUGUUCCAUAUCCACCUUUACCCUUUAUCGAUUUCGCAGGUAAAAGAUUUCGAUUUGGAAAAAUAUUAAAGGAAGGGGUAGUAAUCGUGAUGACAGGGUUGGGAAUGGUAAAUGCAGGAGUAGCAACACAAUUACUAGUGAGCCUGUUUAGGUUGAAAGGAGUGUUGCACUAUGGAAUUGCUGGAAACGCAGAUGUUAACCUUCAGAUUGGCGAUGUCACUAUUCCUAAUUUUUGGGCUCACUCUGGUCUUUGGAAUUGGCAGAGGUAUGGAGAUGGGAUUGACAAAGAAUUGGCUUUGGAAGCCGCCGGAGACUAUACUCGGGAUAUUGGUUAUCUCCAGUUUUCCAACUACAAUAACGGAUCCGACAACUUGCUCAAUAGAGUUUGGUACCAACCGGAGGAAAUAUUUCCGGUCACCGGAACUCCCGAAGUCCGGGAACACGUCUUCUGGAUCCCUGUUGACAAGUCCUACUUUGAUCUUGCACGCCAACUCGAGGACACGGAACUACCACAAUGCGUGAACACCACGUGCCUCCCUCGACCACCGAAGGUAACCAUCGUUGACCGUGGGGUUAGUGCAAGCGUCUUCGUCGCCAACGCAGCUUACCGGACUUUCCUCCGCUCCAAAUUCAACGUCACCGCCAUCGACAUGGAAAGCGCCGCCGUAGCUCUCAUCUGCCAUCAGCAAAGCCUUCCUUACAUCGUCAUUCGUGCCCUCUCCGGAAGCGGCUCUGACUUAUUCGGCCGCCUCGCCGUUCAAAACUCCAUCGAUGUUCUCGUGAAGUUCGUUGGUUUGUUACCUCGACACGGAAGCAAGAUUCAAUCGGAAUAA
This is a messenger RNA of Thlaspi arvense, 1226 nucleotides long. NCBI's taxonomy places the organism in Eukaryota, Viridiplantae, Streptophyta, Magnoliopsida, Brassicales, Brassicaceae. The record is from the annotation of a GenBank genome assembly.